GUGUUUGUUAUUAUUCAUAUCAUAACCCUGACCUCACCAUUCCAAGUUAGUUACAGAGUUUCUUUGUUUCCUCCUGUUGCAGGAGCUCAUGGGUAAGGGAGGUGAGGGAGGAGUGAGGUCUCCGGAGCGUGUCUCCGCCCGGCGGGUGGGGUGAGGGUGGUGGUCGGAGGUGGGGUCCUCUUCUUUCUCUUCUUUAUGUUUUUAGGUUUUAGUUUUGGUCUUUUCUGCCUCACAGAGAGGGGUGGGGGUGGGGGGUGCAAGUUCGUGCGUGUCGUUCGCGUGUCCGGCCGACGGCUCUGAUUGGCUGGUCAUGAUUAGCGGCACGCUUCAUUAUGUUAAUGAGCUGGACUCACGGCACGGGGCAGACCUGCCGCAGGGUGGGGGGUGUCCCUGGUUCAGUAUAUAAGCGGGCUGAGGCCGGUCGUGUGCCAAGCUCACCGGCUCGCACGAGCUGAUACAGAGCAGACAGACGCUGAGAGGCGCGUGCCACCGUCCUGUUGAUCCACUGCACUUCUGACUUCAGAGCGACAUGGACUCGGUCUACUCCGACAUCGACAGCAACAGCUGCGACUUCUUCCCGCACUCCGACAGCGAGGAGUCCCGCAGCAGUCCGCAUUGUCCUGUGCGCUGCUCGGACCCUGAGCAGCAGCAGAAGAAGAGGCGGCGCGGGCGCGCGCGGAGCGAGGCCACCGUGCAUGUGGUGAAGAAGAACCGGAGGAUGAAGGCCAACGACCGCGAGAGGAACCGCAUGCACAACCUGAACGACGCGUUGGACGAGCUGCGGGAGGUUCUGCCGGCCUUCCCCGACGAGACCAAGCUCACCAAGAUCGAGACUCUGCGCUUCGCCCACAACUACAUAUGGGCCCUGUCCGAGACCAUCCGCAUCGCGGACCUGCAGGUGAGCAAGACUGCGGUCCCCCCGAGCCCCGGCAGCUGGAGCUCCAGCGGCUCGUCGUCCUCCUCCUCCCCGACCUACAGCACCUCCAGCCCGGGCAGCCCUGGUGGCCCGGACGACUACAGCUACUUCAGGAGCUUCGUCCCGGCCAGUAUCUACUGAGGAAGAGAGCCGAGAGGAGCCCGCUCUCAGAGCGGUAGAGACACGUGACUGAUGGAAUUAUGUUCGCUGUUUGGCCUUUAUGAGCUCCGACCUCUGCUGACGGACUGAACUCACUGUUUUUGUGUUUUCUCCUGAAACCUGACUGCACUUUUCCUCCCGACGCUCCGCAGGUUCCUCUGUUCUAUAUGCUCUGUAGGUUGUUAAGUAUGUUUUCCAGGUUGCUCUAUAUGUUCUGCAAGUUGAUCUGCAGUUUGUUCAGUAUGUUCUGCAAGAUGUUCUGCAGCUUCACUUAGAGGUGAGAACUCAGUGUAACCAUUAGUGAGUGUUACUGCAGAACGGGGUGUAGCCUACAUGGAGCUGCCCUCAUCAAUUAUGACCCCCAUUAGAUUAUUAUUGUUUUUAUUUAUUUUGUGAAGUCACAUAUAAAACUGUAUUUUGUACAUAAAGAGAUUUUUAUUCUAUUUACUUGAACCAGUUUUCUACAAAUAAAGUUCUAACGUUUCUAUAAAACUCUG
Messenger RNA from Acanthopagrus latus (yellowfin seabream), 1572 nucleotides. It is a transcript of the gene neurog1, whose product is annotated as neurogenin 1. NCBI's taxonomy places the organism in Eukaryota, Metazoa, Chordata, Actinopteri, Spariformes, Sparidae. Gene Ontology annotation, molecular function: protein dimerization activity. The record is from RefSeq and is a predicted model, not a curated record. The coding region runs from base 530 to 1057 and encodes 175 amino acids. The transcript has 2 exons.